AUGGAAGAAAGCUCGAGCUCCAGCAACUCGAGCAGCUCGAGUAGCUCUUCGUCUCGGCCUGCCAAGAAGCCCCGUCGUGCAGAGCAACCUGAACGACGCCUGACGCGACGCCUCUGGCACGGAGUCUGGGCCACUCCCUCUCAGGAUGGACUGCGAAGACCUUCUGAAGUGUCCAAAAGCGACUUUGCUGCGAUCUUGGGGCGGCUUCUUCGGGAAACGCUGGGUAUCAUGCUGAUGAAAUACAGCAUCUUCCAAGAAGAGCAUGCGAGCGGUGAGCGCCACUACCAUUUUCCGGUGCUUUCAGAUCGUCCGGUCAGUUCGCUUGGCCUCGAGAAGGCUCUCCGACAGGAGCGGAUCUACGCGCAUUUUUCUUCAGCGCACGAGUAUUAUUUUGGUGUCAUAUUGUAUUUGUCGGUUCCAACGGAGAAGAAGCCGACUGUAGAUCGGGAGCCGUUCUUAUCUGAUGAGCACGAGAGCAUUCACGACAUAUUGGCAAACCCUCCGCGCGGAGCGCGGAGGUGCGACAAAGACCGGGCGCUGGCAUUUGUCGGCAAACCCACUUCAGCUGCGAGUGCCAUGAUGUCCCACCACGCCUUCGCGAAGUGGGUGGUGGAGUCCAAGCUCCACUCGCGAAAGGCUGUGCUGGCUGCGGCGAAAAGCAACGAAAGCGUUUUCCAGUACGUGUGCAGAUACCAAAGCGACUUGGAGCAAAAGAUACGCUUCGCUUGGGAAAUUCAUGAUGCGCCAGACGAGGUGGCACAUGAUGCCAUGUCCAAUUGGGACUGUGUGCUGGCAGCUCGCGAGAAGCCCUGUGUCUGCCACGGCCGCUGGGUGCCGCUCACAGAAGAAAUGCUGCGCAAGCAAGAAGUUGCGUUCCGUGGAGAUGUUCUGCAAGAAAAGCCGUCUGUGGCAGGAAUGCGUGCCGCGCACGUGAAGUGUCUGACGGAAGGGUUCGGUGCUGAAUGCUACGUGAAGCCUGUGGGCGUGGCAAAUUCCUUUCCAUUGCAGUCCAUCUUCGACAAGCGCAUCAUGGUUCUGCAAGACCUGCGCGUAGACUCCUUGAAGCUCUCCUUUGAUGCUCUCCUCGUCCUUCUUGAAGGACAGGCUUUGGAAGUUCCUCUCCCUCGCAAUCACUUUGCUGCCAAUAAAGUCUACACUGGAACAGCUGGAUGCUUUGCUACAUCCGGCAACAAACUGCGGAUUCCACACUGCGAGGCCGUGAAGUUGAAUGUGCUUCCGGCGGAACAAGAUGCAAUGAUGGAUGCUCGCUGGCAGUAUUUUCGCUUUGACCACGCUUUUUCGGCUGCGGACAUCGAAAAGAUUGAAGCGUGCGCUUCAUGUUAUGCGAAUUGGGUCUCUGCCGGGCUGCCAGCAGUGCAGCGAGAGCUAGGAGACGAGCCGCCUGAGGAGGAUGAGGAUGAGGAUCUGCGCUGGGGGCUGUGA
Molecule: messenger RNA, 1443 nt
Organism: Symbiodinium sp. CCMP2592
Lineage: Eukaryota; Dinophyceae; Suessiales; Symbiodiniaceae
Source: the annotation of a GenBank genome assembly